This is a messenger RNA of Symbiodinium sp. CCMP2456, 1272 nucleotides long. NCBI's taxonomy places the organism in Eukaryota, Dinophyceae, Suessiales, Symbiodiniaceae. The record is from the annotation of a GenBank genome assembly.
AUGGCGACGUGGCGCAGUUGGCUGACCUUAGCUGCUUUCGGCUACAGUGCUGCAGCAAAUGCCGUGAUGUUCAUGGAUUUCGUGGUGCUGAGUGAUCUCAGCUCCCGGACAUUUGCCGUCGAUGUGGGUGACAUCGCCAUGACAUACAGUCUGGCUCUCUUCACAACCUUGCCGACAGCAUUCUUAGUGGCGUACUUCUUGCCGCGCCAAAGCUAUUAUGUGUUUGGCGCAGGUGCGCUUUUCAACACAAUCGGCGCGUGGCUACGAUGGCUUAGUGCCGUGCAGGGCAAUUGGGCGAUGUGCCUGGCCUCAACCGUUUCCAUUGGAGUAGCCUUCGCCGUGUGUUGCAUGUCUUAUGCGGUCAUGGGUGAGCGCUGGUUUCCACCUGAACUGCAAAUGUUGGCCACGAGUAUCGGUGUCCAGUCUAACUAUGCAGGUUGGUGUUUGAGCGCAUUUCUGAUCCCGACCGUUGUGCAAUCGCGACAGGAUCUGGAGCAAUUCCUGCUCUAUCAGGCGGUUGCAGUGACUGCCGCCAUACUGCUGUUCAUAUUUUUACACGAUGAGACUGCGGGUAAGGCGCUGCCAGAAGAGAUACCAUCUGUCAGGAGAAACCUCCGGAGCCUCUCCAAGCACCCCAAUUUUUUCAUGAAGAUGGCCUGCUACGCAACCCUGGGUGCGGUAAGCUACACAAUACCCGCAGUCCAGGAUGUCUUGAUUUCGGAAACGCUGGACGCUACCCCAGCCUUCACCAAGUGGACAGAUGUGGCCUUUAUCGCCAUCGGUGUCGUCGCUGGGAUGCUCUUCUCUGUUCGGGAGCCUCGUAAUCCCGAUCGGCUCAUUCUUUGCACCUUCGUCGCGGCCUCCCUGGGCCUGGUAGCGGCUUCGCUCAUCGUGUCCCCUUUGCUGGAUAGCGCCAGCCUUGCUGUCCGACGAGCUGCUCUCGUUGCCGCCAUGGCCGUGGUCGGGGGCGCGUCCUUGGGAUUUCUUGGCGUGGCGCUAACCCACAUCUGCCACGAGGUUCCCGAGGUGCAUGAGGCCAUCAGCGCCGGUGCCGUGGAGUGGUUCGUACAGGCUGGAGGCGGCGUACUCUCUUCCUUCGCCGUGAAUAGGCACGGCUUUGAAAUCUGUGGCGCCCUCGUGGUUACCGCCACAGGCAUCUUGAUUAUCGAUCUCAUCCUGGCGAGGACCCCUGGCUCUCAAUUGCCCGACGAUUGCUCGGAUGUCAGCGGGGAGACGAACGAAGAGGAUUCCCAGUCAAGUGCAGAGCUGUAA